CGUCAACAACUGGAUUCCAGCUAUUUUCGGUCAACUAGCUUUGCUAGUUUGCUAGCUUCAAGAUAUCGCAUUCACUAAAACGCGCCCAGACAAUGUAGAAAGACAUUCGAGUGUUUUCGUCCGCUUAAGUAGCACUCCAGCGAAAGCGUGUGCCGAUGUGCGGUCAAAGUGCCCGGAAACAACGGACAGAGCGCCGUACAUUAGCCGUCGGUGAAUUCAGCUAACAGUGCUAAGCUAGCAGUGUUAGCUGACAGCUGCUGAGCAUUUGACAGUUACAGGAGAUUUACUUUCCGUCUACGAUGUGCCGUCUCUGACAGCGAGAGGACUGCUUGUCAUAUUGGCGUGACCACAGUCCAGAACUAGGUCCUGGUUAACGGUGGUGAAGAUUAGUGGAUCACCUCGGCUGAUCUUUUAACCUCACAGCCAGCUGACAGUAUGAUGCCGAUGAUAUUGACAGUCUACCUCAGCAAUGGGGAACAGGCUGUGACUGAGGUGCCCAUCACACCAGAGACGACGUGUCGAGAUGUUGUGGAGUUCUGCAAAGAGCCCGGCGAAAGUGGCUGUCACCUGGCUGAGGUCUGGCGAGGCAAUGAGCGUGCGAUCCCAUUUGAGCACAUGAUGUAUGAACAUUUGCAGAAAUGGGGGCCAAGAAAACAGGAAGUGAAGUUCUUCCUCCGGCACGAGGAUUCCCCAACAGAGAGCAGUGAUCAGGGGAGUCAGCAGUCUCAAGAACAGACGAAUCGUAAAAGCGGAAACACCGGCGAAAAGCACAAUGAGAAUGGGGUGGGGAAUCAGCGGGUGGAGCUCACACUUUCAGAGCUGCAGGAGAUGGCCACGAGGCAGCAGCAACAAAUUGAGGCUCAGCAGCAGAUGCUUGUUGCAAAGGAGCAACGUUUGCGCUACCUGAAGCAGCAGGAGCGGCGUCAGCAGCAGUCCAUUUCAGAAAGCGAGAAGCUGCAGCAGCUGAAAGAACGCGUGGAGAGCCAAGAGGCAAAGCUGAAGAAGAUACGGGCAAUGAGAGGCCAGGUGGACUACAGUAAGGUCAUCAAUGGCAACUUGUCGGCUGAAAUUGAGCAAGUUAGUAGCCUGUUCCAAGAGAAACAGGCUGAGCUUCAGGCGGCCGUGCUGAGAGUUGAACAGCUCAGCCUGCAGCUGGAAGAUCUGCGGCGAGGCAAGCUUAACGGCAUUCAGACCAGCCUGGGAGGCCAAGUCACUGGCGCAGCAGCACUAGAGCUUCGCAAACUCUACCAGGAACUUCAGAUUCGUAACAAGUUGAACCAGGAGCAAAACAGCAAGCUGCAGCAACAGAAAGAGCUUCUUAAUAAGCGCAACAUGGAGGUGACGCUCAUGGACAAACGCAUCAGUGAGCUACGGGAGCGCCUCUACAAGAAAAAAGCUGAGGCACGUCAAAAAGAGAAUCUUCCUCUCAACAGAGCCAAUGGACCACCCUCACCCCAGCCGGCUCCUGGGACUCUGGGCCGCGUGGCAGCCGUUGGACCCUACAUUCAAGUCCCCGUUCCUGGUCGUCAGGAAGGGGGCUACACCAUUCCACCUGAUCCUCUGAAGCCUCAGACACUGGGUGUCAACAACCAAGUCAACAAUUUACGCUCCAAGUCAGAUGGUGUAAGAAAGCCUCCUGGCCCAUGGAAGGUGUCUGAUUUAGACAUCGUUGUGGACCCGGUACCCCCAUCCCUUCCAGAAUCACACCCAGGCUCCGGAGCCUCCACGGGCUGUGACGCCACGUCUUCUAGUGACACUGGUUGGCCUACUGUAGGCAAGAACAGCACAUCCCUGAAGCCCCCUGAGAGAAGAGACUCAGGAACUGAUAGCCAAGGCAAGAACCCUCCCUCAGGCUCCCCUAUUACACAGAGUGCAGACAAGGCACUGGACUCCAAAAUGGCAGUUUCCUCCCCUGCCAUCUCCAAGCCACAGCCGCCUCCCUAUGGCUCCCACCUCAUAUCUGCACACUCAGGCAGCUCCUUGGAGCACCGUAAAGAUGCACCGCCUCCUCGUCCCCUUCCAACCCCCCCAGCCCUUGCUUGGCCUCGCGUCACACUUCCCACAGGUUCGUCCUCCCAGCAGAUCCAGCAGCGUAUCUCAGUGCCACCGAGUCCCACUUUCCAGCCGAACAUGCCCAUUUUUCCUCCUGGGCCAGGUGAGCGACUGGAUCCUCCACCAGCUGUGGCAAUACGUCCGUUCAUUCCAGACAGAGGGUCACGACCUCAAUCACCUCGCAAGGGCCCAGCCACUAUGAACUCCAGCUCCAUUUAUCACAUGUACCUCCAGCAGGUGGCACCAAAGAGCCAGCCACUAAAGCCCACUCUCAAAGCAGUAUAUGGGAAACCUGUACUCCCUUCCAGCUCGACACCCCCCUCGCCCCUGCCGUUCGUCCAGACAGGCGCAGCAUUCCCAUUGCUCCAACACCAACACAGUGGUGAAGAUACCUUGGACGGUGACCUGGAUGAUCAGGAGGGCUUCCAGCACCUGGAGCCCUCAGCACCCCCUCCCAGUGUGGAGAAUAUUCCACGACCUCUCAGCCCUACUAAGCUAACGCCCAUGGUUCACUCUCCACUGCGCUACCAAAGUGAUGCCGACCUUGAGGUGCUCCGCAAAAAGUUGGCCAAUGCUCCAAGACCGCUCAAGAAACGCAGCUCCAUUACAGAGCCAGAGGGCCCCAGUGGGCCUAACAUCCAGAAGCUUUUAUACCAGAGAUUCAACAGUCUCGCAGGAGGAAUAGAGGGGAAUGGUGUCGGUGGGUCAGGAGGUAGCAAUGGCUCAGCCAAUGGAAUGCCAUUUUAUCAGCCAGCUCAUUCACCAGCAUAUCUGGGUGGUGAGUCUGUUGCUGACACAGACAAUGGAAACCUCCCCUCUGAGAUGGGGCUCCCACCACCACCUGGUGCAGAGGAGCUGGGAUCUAAAGGUUCACCUCCACUCACAGAUGCUAAUGACAACCAGCCACUGCCGCCACCACCAGAAGGACUCGAGGACCCAUCUGACCAGGAUGGACCAGAGGAUGACAACAACAACAAAUUAGGUGGCUCCGAAGCUUCGCUUCCCAGCGCUGUGUUGGAGGUCCGCACUCCAGAAGACAGUGGCAUGAUGGCCUCACAGCUCCUGGAGAAGCGUACAAAUCUGAAGAAGCUCAACUCUGAGCGCACUGGCCACAGCUUCAGGGUAAAGUUCAACCCUCUGGCCCUGCUGCUGGAUGCCUCAUUGGAAGGAGAGUUUGACCUGGUCCAGAGGAUCAUCUACGAGGUUGAUAAUCCAAGCACUCCAAACGAUGAGGGCAUCACGCCUCUCCACAACGCCGUAUGUGCAGGACAUCACCACAUUGUCAAGUUCCUGCUCGACUUUGGCGUAAAUGUCAAUGCUGCAGACAGCGAUGGAUGGACUCCUCUUCACUGUGCUGCCUCGUGCAAUAGCGUUCACCUUUGCAAGUUACUGGUCGAGUCUGGAGCAGCCAUUUUUGCCAGCACUAUUAGUGAUGUGGAAACGGCUGCAGAUAAAUGCGAGGAAAUGGAGGAGGGUUAUAUUCAGUGCUCUCAGUUCUUAUACGGUGUGCAAGAGAAGCUGGGUUUAAUGAACAAGGGGACAGUGUACGCUCUGUGGGAUUACGAAGCUCAGAAUGCUGAUGAGCUGUCUUUCCACGAGGGGGACGCCAUCACCAUUCUACGGGGACAGGACGACAGUGAAACAGACUGGUGGUGGGCACGACUUGAAGACAACGAGGGCUACGUGCCACGCAACUUGCUGGGGCUCUAUCCGAGGAUCAAGCCUCGUCAGCGCUCCCUAGCAUAGCGGUACCCGCUGCUGAUUUUUGUUAACAGCUGCACUACUGACAAACGGAGAGCCGAGAACAAAGGAGCCUGGCGCUCAGUCUUCUCCCAGACACCACAACCUCCCCAGCUAUGUGCUUCUCGCCAACACAGAAACAUCUCAUACACAAACACUCCAAACACAUCCCUCUUUUAAAUCACUCCAUCCUGAAGUCUCAUCUUUCAUCAUAUUCCUCUGUGACUGUGCCACUUUGAUUUAUUUUUUUACCCCUCCUCAGUCAGCCUUGUAUCAAACGUCAAAGAAAAAUAAAACACCAUUGUCUCAGUAUUUCUUGAGGUGUAAACACGGCUUCAGUAAUCUCAUUCUCACAUGAAGCCUACGUUUAUAUUUACAUGACACUACUAUGUGGAAGGGUGACAAGUUCUGGAUAUUUGUCAGAGAAAUAAUUUGUUGAAGGCAUUUAAAGAAACUGCCAACUGGUAACUUUUCUGUACCAGGCACGUCUGUUCAUUUUCUCUUAUCUAACCACCAAAUUAGUGUGGAGUCGAUUCUUUGAACAGGUUCCCCUCAGAACCCGCCUGAAUUAUAGAGGUCCGGCAAAAGAUAAAAUGUAACAUGAGAUUAUUACACGAAUGUUAUGUGUAAUGAUUAAUUCAUCAUAAAAUGGGAUUUUGAAGUUCUUCAAAAUGUUUGUAUUGGUCCGAGGAUAAUUUUAGAAGAUUAAAUUGAAAAGGCUGUUUAUCACCAGUAUUGGUUCAAGCUAUAGAAACAAAAAUCCUUGGUCCAUUUCAGCUAACGAGCUAAUGCAGAAUUUUAGCAUAGUGAGGUAAAAAGUCCAAUUUAUUUAACUUUAUUUUUAAAAGACUUUUGCAUUCCAGUUCUGUCAGUUCAAAAUGGAUCCAAGAGUAUUAUGAUACUAAACUGUAAUUUACUGUUAAGCACAAUGAUUUUGUUUCCUUUUGCAAUUUCAUUAAGCAGGUCUCUCACCUGGCUGAACUUGGCACUGAAUAGUCCCAAGUCGCUUCUCGGCAAAUCUUGAAAAUAGAGUACUUCAUGGGGAGCUCCGUAUACUGCUUGGUAUAGCUCAACACUGCCGGAAAAAUUGGUUAAACUUGUACAGGUGUCGCCGACCGAACAGUCCCCCCAAAAAUCUGUCCCCCCGAUGACGCGGUUUGCGGAUUAACACCUCGUUUCUGCUUCAGACUGCACUCCAGUCAUCAUCUAUCUCAGCGACAGAUAUCUGAAGCUUUUGUACAACAAUCAUUUCCACAUAAAUUCAGCAUUAUUUCAUCAUAAAAGGCAGCGGAGUGAUCACAGCCCAGUGGCUAAACGAGCUGCCAGCUGAUGCCUUCACUGUGCUUCGGACAUUUCAAAGCGUCACGGAAUUUUGCCUCAUUUCUGCUUAAAACGGCCUCAUUUCUGGGUAAAACAGACUUUAGAAUGAUUUAAGAGGUUUUACCUUUAUCAUCUGAUGGUUAAUAAUCCCAUUAAUCCAUUUGUUUGCUUUGGGUGAAGAGACUCCGUCUCAGACGUGCUGCUGUGAUCUGAAAUGAAGCAUGUGCAGAAGCAAAAGGUGGACUGAUUUUUAGGGUCGGACCAUUCGGUCUACGACACUGGCUGUGAAUGUGUUGAAAUAAAAUUUGCGAAAUUGGUCAAACUCUGAACUAACUCUAUCUGCUUUAACCUUAUAGUCAUGUUGUGUAGCUCGGAUUAACUUCAGCACAACUCUGCAUCCAGUUUUUGGGAUCCAGUUGUCUAAAGGUGUACUGCGUUUACCCCCAAACUAUCCCAACUUGUGCCGAGUUCUGCAGACUACUAUAAUGCCCAUGUUUUGCUGGACUUGUAUACAAGUUGUUAGUUGCUACUUGGGAAGCAUUUUGCGUCAAACUUGGCCAGGUUGAGGGUUUGUUUUUUAAAAUACCAGUCAAGGUAUUUACAGUAGCAAUGGUUUUUAACUUGCUCAUUUCAAGUAUCCAUCAUUGCAUCAAUGCUGUUUUUAUAAGAUGUGUUCUGUAUUCUGACGAGGGAAGCAGGCUCAUUAUAACUGGAAAGACUUUAAUGCUGCUCUUCUGAUAAACAAGACAUCCAUCUAACUGCAUACCACGGUAGAUUUAUUUUGUUCCCCCCAAACAUUUUGUUGUGGAUGUGAGAAACCCCAUCUGACACUUGAAGCACUUUUCUCAGGACCAACAUGGUGCUGCUGACACUGUUCCACCACUCGACUCGUGAUCGUAUUUCAGUUUUCACUUAUAGCCAGUCAAACAUUUAGACAAACGUAAACAUGAUCAAUUCAUCCUCACAGAUCGAUAGCUGAAGAAAAACAAAGUCUGAAAGAAGUUUAAAUGUGCUUCAGACAAUCCUGACCUUACCCAGUUGUCUUCCUUCUUCCUGUCCCAACUUCAGGUAUGUGCCACGUCGGUAACACUAACACACGUGUUAACUACCCCGUCACUGAACAACUCUACAGACCUAUGAACCUUGAAUGAAUAUUAUGCCAAGUGUGUAAGUUGCCCGGCCUUUAUCAUGGCUCAAACUUGUACACAGUGUGAGGAAAUGUUAUAUAUCUGUGUGCUGUAUGGACAAGUGGGUUUUCUCUAUUAAAAAGAAAGCUGUACUCACAUGAAUUUCUGUAAAUGUGAACAAUAAAAUAAGCUAUGGCAUGACA
Molecule: messenger RNA, 6442 nt
Organism: Thalassophryne amazonica
Lineage: Eukaryota; Metazoa; Chordata; Actinopteri; Batrachoidiformes; Batrachoididae
Gene: ppp1r13bb
Product: protein phosphatase 1, regulatory subunit 13Bb
Exons: 19
Coding region: 436-3798 (1120 amino acids)
Biological process (GO): apoptotic process; regulation of apoptotic process; negative regulation of cell cycle
Cellular component (GO): nucleus
Molecular function (GO): p53 binding; transcription factor binding
Source: RefSeq, a predicted model, not a curated record